UUUCAGUUGUUGGAGGAGAAGGAAAAGAGAAAAGUCGCCGAAGAAAAAUUGCAUCUCGAACGGAAUGAGUUUCAAGCGAAGGAUCAACAAAUUGCUCGAUUGCAACAUGACAAGGAAACAUAUGAACGAAAGUUUUUACAAGUGUCCGCAGAAGCUCAAGAACUAUAUGCCGAAAAACAGAAGUCUGAUAUUUGCACACUACGAGAAAAAUGGGAGUUGAAGAAGAAAUCUUGGAAUGAGGAAUUUUCUCGGUUACAUAGUCAAUUGGAACAGCACAAGAAUACCACGGUGCAACAGACAGAGCUUUUGAACCGGGAGCUACGGAAAGAGAGCGAAUCAACUGAAUCGGGUGUCCAGGUUGACCAAUCCGUAAACGAUGAGCAUUUACAUAAAUUGGACACGGAACUAAUCAUGACCAAACACGAACUUGAACAGGAUCAAGCUCGCAUGAAAGAACUGGAACUAUCUCAGGCCCGAAUUAGUCAGCUUUUGAAACGAGUAGAAGACAAGCUAUCUGACCUGAUGACUGUGGAACAAACCGUUCAAACCUGUUUGCAAGGUUUUCUUCAAGAAUGGUUAUUGGAAAGCCAAUCCACAGAUGAACGUGACCUUUCAAUAGUUCCCGAAGGACCGGAACGUCUCCGUGCUUUUCUCGAGAUUCUCAGCGUCAGCAAGAGGGAGCUGCAGCACUGUCUGCUUCAAGUUCAUCAAACUAUUGCAUCCGCGUUCAAGACCACAGCGGAUGAGGAUGAUGAGGCUCAGUCAUCCGAUUGCGAGGGCACAACCAAAACAAUGCAUUCCACCCUGCUGGAGCAAUUGGCCUCAUUGAGUCAAAAAUUGGCAUCAAAGGAGCGAGAAGCGAAAGCACUGCGCCUCGGUCUGAAAGACGCACGACGAGAGCACAAAGAACAACAGUCUGCGCUUCAAGUUCAGUUAAACCAGACCAAAGAUGAGAUAGCGGAACUGAAAGGAAAAUUUCAAUCCGAACAAACACUGAUGGUCGGCAUGCAAAAAGUUCUGUGGACUCGAUUCACACAAACGGAACUGGAAGACUUUUCAAUCCAUCAACAGCCUCCAUUGAUGCGUUCCAUCGUCUGUCGAGUAGAAGAAGCUGAACACAAGAUCAGUGCCCUAUCGGCCUCAGCCAGUAGCAGUAUCGGUUCCAUCCCGAGGACACAGGAACGCAGCAGCAGUCCUGUAGAACAGCUUCAACGUAGCCCAAUAUUUCAUGGUCAAGCAUCACCGCAUCAUUCAACCACUGCACCAUCCUCACCCCGAUGCAAUGAGUCUAGACGAAUGUGUGAUCUGGAACCGGAGCUGACCUCACUCCGUCGACGUGUAGCUGAACUAGAAGCGGAUCGAGAUUGGCUUGCUCGAGAGAAUAGUCGUUUGAUGGAUCGAACAGAGAAGCAAACUCGGUUGACGGAUAAACUAGCAACCCGACUGUGUCAGUCCCCCCAGACCGCGGCCAUUCCUUCAUCCGUGUACCCCGGUGUCCCGUAUGCCUUCCCUCAACCCGUCAUGGUACCGAAUCCGUGCAUGCUUACAAGUUCUCACUACAUAAAUCCACGAUCAUUCUGUCAGUCUAAACAUACUCCGUUGUUACACGAUGAUUCACCCAUAACACCACAAAAGAGACCGGUAUUGAUCGAGCAUCCCACCGACAAUGAUUGGUCAUCAUCCAAACCCAGUCACACUCGGCCCAAUAAGUCCGACUAUCCGGAGGUGGAUCAAAGUGGUUUCAAACAAUCCACUUGGUCCCUUGAUCAAGAAGAUCUUGAGGCUGAUGGCCUUGAGACAGAUCGAUCUGCCAAUGCUCAACUAUUGGAAAGCAGAAAAUCUGUACAUCGUCGGAAAUUGAGCGACAAACUGUGGAAUGAAACCUAUGAGCAAUUGAAACCGGAACUGGAACGAAGUAUUCACAGACACAUGGAAGCUGCCGGUGAGUUGUAA
Messenger RNA from Echinostoma caproni, 1953 nucleotides. The record is from the annotation of a GenBank genome assembly. NCBI's taxonomy places the organism in Eukaryota, Metazoa, Platyhelminthes, Trematoda, Plagiorchiida, Echinostomatidae.